Messenger RNA from Silurus meridionalis, 5573 nucleotides. It is a transcript of the gene stac, whose product is annotated as SH3 and cysteine rich domain. Lineage: Eukaryota; Metazoa; Chordata; Actinopteri; Siluriformes; Siluridae. Gene Ontology annotation, molecular function: transmembrane transporter binding. Gene Ontology annotation, cellular component: extrinsic component of cytoplasmic side of plasma membrane. The coding region runs from base 340 to 1653 and encodes 437 amino acids. Gene Ontology annotation, biological process: skeletal muscle contraction; positive regulation of protein localization to plasma membrane; positive regulation of voltage-gated calcium channel activity. The transcript has 11 exons. The record is from RefSeq and is a predicted model, not a curated record.
GGCAGCAGUUUGACACGGAGCCGAGCGGCCGGAGUUUUUGCGCGCGCUAAUGAAAGUAGCGGAAAAAAAGUCGCUUCCUGAUUCGCCUUUGAUCUUCGGGAACAAAGCGUCCGCGCGCUUUCAUGUUUUUUUUCUUUUCCGAUCACCACUUUGAUCAGGGGUUUUAAUCACCGGAUGAAGCAGCGCGCGACUUGAGGACCAGGGAUCCGGGUUCAGAGGACGCCGUUGAACAGAAACUCGCAGGAAGCAUGUGAACCCCGAGACUGUGCGUUUUUUUGGGUUUUGUUUAUUUUGUUUUUGGGUUUUGGGUUUUUGGUGAUCUCGCACUGAGGUUCUACUAUGAUUCCUCCUGCUAACAUGACGCAGGACGACAGCGACGGGAACGAAAAGGAGAAGGAGAUCGAGAAGGAGAAGGAGAUGGAGAAGGAGAAGGAGCGCGCGCCGGAGCAUAGCGAGCCGCCCCAAUCUCCGACCUCCACGAACCAGCACGAGUCCAAGCUGCAGAAGCUGAAGCGCUCGCUUUCCUUCAGGACCAAGAGUCUCCGCAGCAAAAGUGCCGACAACUUCUUCCAGCGUCCGAGCCCCGAGGUCAGCAACAGCAGCAGCACAGGACAGCUCAGUACCAUUGGGGUGUCGGUGUCGGCUCCGCCUGAGUCCUGUUACCUCCCGCCCCUGACCCCGCCUCCCACGAUGCCGUCUGGACUUCCCCUGACCAUCUGCUCGCCGUCGCGUGCGCCGCGUCCGCCCGACCCCACGGCGCACACCUUCCUGGAGCACACGUUCAAGAAGCCGCACUUCUGCGACGUCUGCAACCAUAUGAUUGUAGGCCCCAAUGCCAAGCUGGGACUCCGCUGCAAAGCCUGUAAAAUGGGCAUCCAUCACAAGUGCCUGAACAGGGUGGGGCAACAGAGGUGCAUGGGCAAACUGCCUAAAGGCUUCAGGAGGUACUCCAGUUCCCCGCUGCUGAUCCAGGAGCAGUUUGGUUGCAUUAAAGAGGUCAUGCCCAUCGCAUGUGGCAGUAAGGUGGACCCGGUGUAUGAGGCGCUACGCUUCGGGACGUCUCUCGCGCAGAAGACUAAGAGGCCCAGCGGCUCAGACUCACCUCCUAGAAACUCGUCCAGUGACCUUGCUCAGGUUCCUGAAGAAGCAGCCCACUGCAGUCAUGCACAACUCAUCAGGAAACACAGCGACGAUGUCUUCACGUCUCUAGAGAACGGGACGGAAACCUUCCACAUAGAAGAGAAGAAGCCCGAGGACCCGCAGACUGAUGAAGAUGAAGACCUGCAGAAGGACCUCUUGCCGCUGAACACAUACGUGGCUUUGUACAGAUUCAUUCCACAAGAAAGUCAGGACCUAGAGAUGAGACCUGGAGAUCGGAUCAUCCUUGCAGACAACUCAAAUGAAGAUUGGUGGAAGGGCAUGAUCGAGGACAGGAUAGGUUUUUUCCCAGCAUCCUAUGCUCACUUGGUGAGGGAAGGCGAUCGGGUGUUCAGGUGUAACCGUACGUUUAUCGGCUGUAAGGAGCAGGGACAGAUCACCAUAAAGGAGGGACAGAUUUGUGUAAGCGCUGAGGACGAGAGAAACGGCUUCAUCCAAGUCGCCAGUGGAAAGAAACAAGGCUUCGUCCCCUGCGACGUUCUGGAGGACAUCUGAAAAACAGCAAGUGAGAGACACCAAUGGGAAAGACAGAAAGAGAAAGUGAGAGAUGAGCAGGACAGGAAAGAAGACGCUCUUUCAGGAAACAUGAAGCUGAGCCUUUCCAGUUGGGAUCUUCAGGGUUUCUUCUUCAUCUCUGGACAGGACGUGGAUGAAUGUAGAGACUUCACAGAAUCACUUUCUUGGGAUUAAGAGAUUUAAAAUGUAAUAGUUCGAAGGAAACGAUUACACAAUGCACCAAGGCUAACCUAAAGAAAACGUGCUCAAAACUAAGUACACCCUGGAGUCGAAAAGAUCAGACAACCAGAUCAUUAAAUGCUGUUUGUGUAAUACAUUUAUUUUGAACCAUUUCUCUCUAUUUUUUAUUUUAUGUGCUAUUAAAAUGAGCAAAAAACGCAAAAACACUCGUGACUGAUCGAUCUGCCUGACAGGACGCAUCGGGCGUAACACAGAUUUGUCAAGUGGGUUUUUCCAAAAAACGAGGACUUGACGGCGAACAAAGACAAAAAAAAACUUCAUUCUCAACAACAAAAGACACAAAACAUCGUUUUUUGACAGAAAACCCUCAAAAAAUGUCUCCGGGGGAUUUCGAAAUGACGCUUGUAAUGGAGGAGUUCUGUGCUUUGCACUGCCUUUACUCCGUUUGAAUAGUAAUUGUAGAUCAUGCUAAUAAUAAUGAUUAUAAUAAUAAUAAUAAAAAUAAUAAUAAUAAUAAUAAAUGACUUUCAGAUUAGAAACCAAAAUCAGCCCAUUAUUUAUUAUGCUUUAUUUAAAAAUUAUAUAUUUUUUAAAUGAGUGUUGCUCCAACUAUUACUCAUACAACUUUAUAUACAAUAUGUAAUCGUUUUACAAAUUUUCAUAAUUAAUGCUUCUUCUAGGACAUAAAUCUGCAAAAAAAAAAAAAAUGUACACAAGGAAUAUUUCAGCCAAAAGUGUGUGUGUGUGUGUGUGUGUGUGUGUGUGUGUGUGUGUGUGUGUGUGUGUAUUUAAGCAACUAUUUUAUUAUAUGUUCUCAAUGGACAAUACUAUAGAAAUAAAACCUGGAUAUAUUUUAGCCAAUGUAGUUUGUAGCAGUCCAGAUUUACUGUCCUCUAGAAAAUAACUCAACUCACAGUCUUUGUCUUAAUAACUGGCAACAAAAGUGAGUACACCCUCAGUGAACAUGUCAAAACUGUGACCAAAGUGUCCGUGUUGUGUGUGAGCACAUCGUUAUCCAGCACUGCUUUAAUCCUCCUGGGUAUGGAAUUCACCAGAGGUGCACAGGUUGUUGCUGGGAUCCUCUUCCACUCCUCUAUAAUCAUAGAGCUGCUGGAUGUUCCACACAUGAUGCUUCUCCACCUCAUCUUGAGGCCCACAGGUGCUUAAUAGGGUUCAUGGAUGGAGACAUUCUUGACCACUCCAUCACCUGUAGCUUCCUCUUGGCGGUGUGUUUAGAGUCAUUAUUAUUUUGGAAAACUGCUGUUUGGCCCAGUUUCUAAAGAAAGGGCUUCAUGAUCUGUAUCAGAAUUUCAUAGUACAUAUUGGAAUCCAUGUUUCCCUCGAUGAACCACAGUUUCCCAGUACCAGCAGCACGUAUGCAGCCCCAGACCAUGAUGCUGCCACCACCAUGCUUGACUGUAGGCAAGACACAAUUUUCUUGGUACCCCUUUCUUGGUUGCCACACAUGCUGGACACCACCUGAGAGUAUCUUAGUCUCAAUAGACCACAGGACAUAGUUCCAGUAAAUAAUGCUCUUGGACAGCUCAUCUUUAGCAGACUGUUUGAAGGCUUUCUUGUGAGCAGCUUCAGAAGAGGCUUCUUCUAUACAAGCUGACUAAUCUAAAAUAUGUCCAAGUUUCAUUUCUAUAGUAUUGUCUCUUGGGAAGACAUAAUAAAAUGGUUGCUGAAAUGUGAGGGGUGCAUUUACUUUCGUAAGAUACUAUAUCAUAUAUAUAGAUCAGGUUUGUUGUCCAUUUUUAUUACACAUUUAAACAAAUCAGACUUAUUUUAUAUUAUAUGUUCUCCACACAUCUCCACAUAAUGUUGUGGAACAUCUUCCUAGAAGAGUAGAGGUCAUUUAAAUAGCAAAGGGCGACUAAAUGUGGAAUGUUCAAAAAGAAGCACAUACCAAUAUUAUAGUCAGGUGUCCACAAACAUUUGGCUCUAUAGUGUAAAUAUUGCAAGUAUAGUAUAAUACAGUAUUAUCUGGCAACCUGCUUGAUGAAAUGUAGUGCAGUACGGAGUUGCAUUGUGAGUUUACUCAGUGGCCAAUCAAAUUGUAUUUCCGCCCAUGAUGCUGUUUAACUCCGCCCACAAAUCAAUAUGUUUGUACAGGAAAACCUGGUUGAAUUUUCUGGUUUACACCAAACAUAUAAUACUAUUAGUAUGAGAGAGAAAUCAGGGCGUGUGUGCAGAAAAUAAGGAUUGGGGAGUUGUGGAAUUGAUGAUGUUUGAUGAUUCGCAUGAAACCCAAAGGCCGUGAAAUAAAAUGAGGAGUAAUAAAGCAAACUAACACCUGAACAUUCGCUAGAAAUUGAGCCAUGACACGUGUAUUUACCUGCAUUUGUAGUCACCCAAGUGCUCGUGAUGGGAGUUGAGCUGUAUUGGCCACAACCAUGACAUUAAUGCUAGCUAAAUCCCACGCAUGUAAUCAUGCUAACAUCCAAACUGCACUGGGAGACACAGAGCAUAAAAACCUCAUGAGAACUCAUUGCCCUGUGUGUAGUGGAAGCCGUCUGAGGCGAAUUUCACACGUUUAUAGUGUUAGUGCAAGUUUCCGGGUGUGAAAUGGCUAAAUGGGAAACACUACAGUGUCAUGCUACAGUGCUAACACAGGGAGACCCGGAGCUUGACGCUCACUCUGGUGAUUACAGUGAUGUAGCAUGAAGACUAACACGAUUCUUAAUAUGGAAAAUGUAAUCAUACGCUUUCAGAAGGCAAACUAACACAUCUAAUCCAGCUAAUAUUUGUGGAGAUUACAGUGAAUGGAACGAUACAGUGGAAGGCCAUCGGGGUCAGCAAGGCAUCUUCUGCUUGCUUAAACUCUAACGGAAUCACUGACUUACAUUUUAAUGUAUACAUGAAUACGUAAAUUAUUCUUCAUUCCAUAGCGUUUCUCUAAGUGUAAGUUUGGGUUAGUUUCUAUCCAACCAGAUUUGAGUCAUAACAUUGAUCGGACGGUCAGAGAGCGCACUAGUCAGAGCUCACAACCUAGUUCUGUAGCAAACUGCACAAGCUCAAAUAUAUUCCUAUGGAUGUAAUAGCUGUUGGUUCAUUCCACAACGAAUGAAGGAGGAGAAUAAACCGAUUCGGUCGCAUAUACGAAACAGGUUUUUUAUUAACCAUUUAUACUUUACAGUAGAAUUUGCACAAAAAGACACAAUUUGCCUUCAUUUCAAAUCCCCAGGAAAAGCAGGUGCUUCUGUUAGAGAUGAUGUAUGUUGGCAGUGCAGUUGUGGCUCCAGUGAAAGAAGACGUGUUAAAUCACGUUCAGUGGGUUUCUUGCUUUAGUAAUGACAUUCAUUCUCUUAUGAGAUUCCUGUCUGUGAUGCUGCGCUCCGUUAUACUGGGUUUCUCUAUAAUACUGGUGGUUUCUACAGCCGUGGUUUUAUAAUGAUGGAAUUAAGAGUUGGAUCGAUUCAGGCAGGACACCACUGAAGGUCUGGGCAUGAAAUGUACUGUCCAACACUGCAAUAAUAUGAAUUUAAAAUUUUUAUGUUGUUCUGCACCAUCAAGACACCUUCAGUGUGAGCAUACUUUUAACUCUCUUUCUCUUUUUCUGAAUAUGUGUGUGUGUGUGUGUGUGUGUGUGUGAGAUUCUUUCGGCUGAAUUAUUCCAGUGUACACCACUACUCCGCUGUUUUCUGAUCAUAAAGACGUAAUCGACCUUUUCCUGUACAUAUUUGAUGCUUAAAAUUAAAGUUUAUUUAUUGAUCUCA